Messenger RNA from Pseudonaja textilis, 3766 nucleotides. Its product is annotated as glucose-dependent insulinotropic receptor-like. The record is from RefSeq and is a predicted model, not a curated record. Gene Ontology annotation, cellular component: membrane. NCBI's taxonomy places the organism in Eukaryota, Metazoa, Chordata, Lepidosauria, Squamata, Elapidae. Gene Ontology annotation, molecular function: G protein-coupled receptor activity. Gene Ontology annotation, biological process: G protein-coupled receptor signaling pathway.
CUAGGCUAAUAGAAGAUUUUUUUUUUUACAUUGCAUGAAGUACUUUCUAACUCUAAAUGUAUCACUUCAAAAAUUGUUUGUUACUACAAGCUGCUGAAUACAAGUCUCUCAAAUAGCCUUAUGUCAGGUAGAGAUUUAUAGAUCAUAAUGAGCACUUGAAUCAUACCUGGAAGCACACUGGCAACAAGUGCGACAAGGGGUGUCAGAUGGACCUGCCAAAGGAUGCAUUUGCAGUUAUGAUCAUCCCAUUGCAUCUCUAUGAUGAUGUGAUUGCAGUUUGGGUGCUUGGCAACUGCUUUGUGUUUACAGCUGGUUACAGCAUCCCGAAGUCAUGGGAUCACGGUUUAUAAAUUUUUGCCAAUUUUCAACAAAAACAUCCACUUGGGAAGCUGGAUUUACUUAAUGACAAUGUGGGUUGUUGAACGACCAUGUGGUUAGCUUAGCAACCAUGGUGAUUUGCUUAAUAACCAUUAUAAAAACAGUCAAAACAGGUCUAAUUUGACUUAUGAUGCAAUAACGUACAACAGAAAUUUUUCGUCCCAAUUGAGGACUACUUGUAAAUGUAGAAAAUCUAGAAAAUGUUAUCUUCCCAAUCAUUCAUUUAACAGUACCCUAGAACCCAGACAAGCUACAAAGCUUUUGCUCCAGUGAUAGUUUUUUUAAUUUACUUUUCAAUUUUAAGUCCAAUAUCCAUUCCUCUUACCUGGAAAAAUUUUCUUUUCUUGGACUUCUGAAAUAACUUAAGUUUUCCCAGAUCCAACAGGCUAGGGAUACCAUGGAGACAUUUUAUCUGUUGGUUGCUUCCUCACAUAAGAUCAUUUUAAUGCAUGGAGAAGACAAACAAUCACACACCUUUAGAUGUGUAAUGGUAACUGAUUGCAGUGUCUCUCUGUUUGUUAAAACUCCUUCCUUAUCUUUCUGCAUCAGAGAAUUUUGUAAAUAGAACAAAUCUGCUUCUGCACUAUUUGUGCGUCCCUUCCAUUUCAGCCAAUUAGUUGAUUUUGUCUGAAGCUUUUAACUGGCAGAACUUUGAUCCCCCAUAUAUCUUCCGAUAUCUCUCUACAAAGCGAAGAGUAUCAUCAAUUUUGCAAGAGAAACAAACCGACCACAAAGAUGUUGGGACAGACUAGCCAUCAGUUUGAAGAAAAUCGUCUGUCCAGAGAGGAUUGUAGCUACUAGGUCUUCACUUCUUGCUGUGACUAAACAGUUUGGUGAUUGGAAAGCAUGUUUACUACUGAAGACUUGAUACAGAUUGCAUAUGCAAUGCGUAUCAAAGCCUAAUAUAUUUAUCAGUUUACAGUAAACAAGAUGUCAACUAUUUAUGCAGUGCUACAUGUCAUCUUAAGUAUAUUUAUUCCAUCUGCUAAUCUACUGGUAAUCAUUGUCGUCUGUCGGUUGAAGAAGAAGAGAUCAAGCGGAAAUUAUGUCUUCAUCCUCAACUUGGCAGCUGCUGAUCUACUUGUGGGUGUGAUGUGCAUUGGGGAUGCCUUGGAUGAUGCAACAGAUGCACUGUUUGAUACAAAUUUGGUUUUUUGUCUUAUAAGGAUCUGCAUGGGUAUUACUCCUUGUAUUGGCUCUAUUCUCACCUUACUCCUGGUUUCUCUGGACAAGUAUUUGGCAGUGAAACUGCCGCUUCAUUAUCCCUCCCUUAUGAGCAAGAAACGUGUAAUCCUUUCUCUUGUAGUCCUCUGGGUUAUCUCCUUUUUGGUAGGACACUUGCCACUUAUUUUUUCAGGAUUGCAGCAGAACAAAUUGAAAGGCAACUGUGGGCUCCUGUCUGCUGCCAAAAGUGAUUACCUCUACAUAAUAUGUUUUGGCAUUUUCAUUCCUGCAUUGUUGACCUUGGUGUAUUUGCAUAUCUCAGUAGGAAGGAUUGCCUAUCUACAGCAUAAGCAGAUCCAGCGCUCUUGCUUGCAUGCAGAUAUUCCCUCUGUUCAUGUCUGUUACUUCAAAGCUCUAAGGACUAUCAUUGUGAUUGUUUGCUUCAUUGUAUUUUGGGGCCCUUAUUAUGGGACUGCUAUUGUGAAAGCUACCUGUAAAUCCUGCAAUUUGAGCCCACUGUUGAGGGAUUUUUUAUUCCUUCUAGGAGAAACCAAUUCACUGAUAAACCCAUUUGUGUAUUCACUGUACCACAAGGAUGUAAGGACUGAGUUUGCUAGGCUGAUGAAAUGUAAGAGAAAAGGUCAACUAAAGCCAUGUAAGUCUAUUGAUUUAGCAGUGGCUAAUUCCAACUUUGGGAUAUGAAAUGAUUUAUAAAAUGGAAAUCUGAUCUAAUUACUGCCUCUUCUCCCUUAAACAGUUUCUCAGAUUAUAGAACAGUAUGUUGUUCAAUCUACAGUGCAGAAAACUAGAUAAGUACAGCUCUGAUUAAGAGAGGCUUUCCUCCUCCAUAAUUUGGUUAUUUGAAAAUAAUCAAAGAUAGGUAAACUAAUAAGUAAAUAUUGAUGUAGUUUACCUGAUGAAGUAUUUUGAGAAUGCAGUAGUAAAUCUAUUUGUUUUCAUGUGGAUCUUUUGGAAACUACUGAUAAUAGUCAUAAAUUGCAUAAUUGCUCCCAGUGUAUUUUUGAAUAUGGUUUAAAGGAUUGACAUCUAUGUUCAGUUUUUUUAAAAAUUAAAUCUGCAAACACCUGAAGUAGGUAUGUAUUUAAAUCCCUUUCUUUAAAAUGAGUUAAAAGCUCAAUAGUCAUUGAGAUUGUUUAAUUUCAGAACAGUUCCAACAAGUAUAAAUUCAAAUUACUUGAAUAUCUCUGGAUCUCACUUAAACCUUUAAUUUGUGAACUAGUCCAUGAGCAAAAAAAGUAGAUUUUCAGCCUUAACCACUCUUGGCAUAUGAAAAUCAAGACUUCUAUGAGAACUUUUCUGUAGUACUUUGUUUAGAAAACAUGUUGUAUUAAUUAAGUCACACACCGAUUAGCGCCUCUGAAAUGUAGCAUUAACUAUGUGAGACAAUUUAUCCAUUUCUGUGAUUGUGAAUUUUCUUCUAUAUGAGGUCCAUUUAUACUAUCUGGUUCUGCUUAUUUAGGUCUACUACUUCAGAAAACAUUUAGGACAAGUUUAUUACUUGAUAGGCAUAUUUUGGAGUGAACUUUUUCAUUGUUGUGUCCUUUGCUAUUUUAUGUUUUCAUUCAUAUAAUUUCCUUUUAUUAGUUAAUUUCCUAAGAAUUGCUUUUGAGCAGUUUUUAAGUAUAUAUAUAUAGAUGAUAAAAUAAACUAGGAUGAAAAAGAAAGAGCCUCUGCAAAUUACACUUAGAUAAAAUAUUGAACUUCGCAUACUAGUGUGUCCUACUCAAAAAUAAAUCACAUUGAUUUAAAUGAAGUUUACAUCUAGGGAAGCAUCCAUAGGAAUAUAAAGUAUUUAUUUUGAUGCAUAAUUUUACUUUUGUAGUGCUUUACUAAUAUAGAUUUCUUGGUAGAGUUGAUGAAAAGAAAUGGAAAAUGGAAAAUAAGUAACGGCCAUCCCAGCUUCCCUUUUAAUUAUAUGUCCUACCACUUUUGCUGCUGUUUUACCAUAUUACUCAAUUACAUUGUUUUAAUUCCUGUCUGCUCCUUGGAGGGUAUAAUUUAUUAUAAACAUCUGUUUCUAAUAGUCCAUUAACUCAUAAAAGGAAAAGGAGAGAUCAGAAGAUAAACAAGAAUUCACAUACCAUUUUUGUCUAAAAAUUGGUUUGUAAGACAAUGCCUUGAUUGAAUGACAGUAAUAGCAAUAGAAAGUGCUUCUAUAAAAUCAUCUAUAAAAUUGAGAAAUCAUCACUACAUAUACACAUAA